UCAGGAACUAUGGUCUUGAUGUUACUUCCCAAGCCAGGAGUCAUGACAAGAUCUAUGGUGCUUCAGGUGAUGUUAAGAAUUGUGUUUCACUCCAGCUGGGUGUUGUCUUUUCCACAGCCUGUGCCAAGAGUUUACUUGCCAUUUGAAGAACUGCAGGCUACACAGUCAUUUCAGAGCUUCAGUUUGUCUGAAUACCCUAUGGAUUACAGGAUUUUGUUAAUGGAUGAAGACCAGGAUCGUUUAUAUGUGGGCUGCAAAGAUCAUAUUCUCUCAAUGAACAUCAAUAACAUUACUCAGGGGUCUUUAAAAGUAUUUUGGCCUGCGUCAAGCAGCAAAAUCGAAGAGUGUAAAAUGGCUGGUAAAGAUCCGACGCAUGGUUGUGGAAAUUUUGUGCGUGUGAUCCAACCAUACAACCGCACUCAUUUAUUUAUCUGUGGCACUGGAGCAUUCAGUCCUGUAUGUGCUUAUGUUAAUAGAGGCCGAAGGUCUGAAGAACAAGUAUUUUAUGUUGACUCCAAGGCUGAAUCUGGAAAAGGGAGGUGCUCUUUCAAUCCCAAUGUUAACACAGUCUCAGUUAUGAUCAAUGAAGAGCUCUUUUCAGGAAUGUAUAUUGACUUCAUGGGAACAGAUGCUGCCAUUUUUAGAAGUGUUACCAAAAGAAACGCAAUAAGAACAGACCAGCAUAACUCAAAGUGGCUGAGUGAACCUAUCUUUAUUGAUGCACAGCUGAUUCCUGACGGCUCAGAUCCCAAUGAUGCUAAACUAUACUUCUUCUUCAGAGAAAGACUGACAGACAACAAUGGAAACACUAAACACAUUCACACCAUGGUGGCUAGAAUAUGCCCAAAUGACAUUGGAGGUCAGCGCAGUCUGGUGAAUAAGUGGACAACAUUUCUCAAGGCCAGGCUGGUGUGUUCAGUUGUGGAGGAGGAUGGCACAGAGACAUUUUUUGAUGAACUGGAGGAUAUAUUUUUGCUGGAAACAGAAAACCCUAAGAAUCUCUUAGUUUUUGGGGUUUUCACAUCUUCAAGUUCAGUGUUCAGGGGCUCAGCAGUGUGUGUUUACAAUAUGGCAGAUAUCCUAACUGUAUUUAACGGCCCAUUUGCGCACAAAGAAGGCCCAAACCAUCAAUGGGUUGCAUACCAAGGCAGAAUUCCUUACCCGAGACCUGGUACAUGCCCUGGAGGAGCCUUCACACCAAAUAUAUUGACGACCAAGGAUUUCCCAGAUGACGUAGUUACAUUCAUUAGGAAUCACCCUGUCAUGUACAAUCCCAUCUACCCAAUAAACAAGGAACCACUUGUUGUGAGAAGUCAAGCAGAUUAUAAAUAUACAGCAGUAGCAGUCGACCAAGUAAUUGCUGCAGAUGGAAGAUAUCAUGUGUUGUUUCUUGGAACAGAUAAAGGAACAGUCCAGAAAGUGAUUGUCCUUCCAACUAACAGAACACAAGAGAAGGAGCUUAUCUUAGAAGAGCUGGAAGUCUUCAAGAAUCGUGCUCCUGUCACAACUGUGAGAAUCUCUUCCAAAAAGCAACAACUGUAUGUGAGCUCAGAUUAUGGUGUGACCCAGAUGUCUCUGCACCGUUGCGAUGCUUAUGGCUCUGCCUGCGCUGACUGCUGCUUGGCCAGAGACCCUUACUGUGCCUGGGAUGGAAAGUCCUGCUCCAGGUUCUAUCCUAUGGGAAAAAGGAGAAGCCGAAGACAGGAUAUAAUACAUGGGAAUCCCUUGACACAGUGUAGAGGAUUUAAUCUUAAAGCUUACAGAAAUGCAGCAGAGAUGGUGCAAUAUGGAGUGAGAAACAAUACAACCUUUUUGGAGUGUUCUCCAAAGUCACCACAGGCAUCUGUGAAAUGGUUAAUACAAAGAGAAAAUGACAGAAGGAAAGAGGUCAGGCUAAAUGACAGAAUUUUAUCAACGGAGCAUGGAUUGCUGCUUAGGGCUUUACAAGAUACAGACCAAGGUCUUUACUACUGCCUAGCUACUGAAAAUAACUUCAAACAAACUGUGGCCAAAAUAAAGCUGAAAGUGUUGAGCACAGAGCUGGUGUCAUCUCUUACUGAUAAAAAAUCCCUCUGGUCUUGGGCAAGUUCUUUGAAUGGCUUACAAUCCCAUUCUAAAGGCUUCAUUGAGAUGUUUAGUCAUACUGAAAUGCAAACCAUCAACCGGUACUGCAAGGAGAACAGGCACAGGGAGAGACUUGGGAGCCUGAGAGGAGACCUGGGCAAACUGAAGCCUCUUCUGGACCAUAGGAAAAGCAGAAACAGAAGAAACAAUUUGCCUGGAUUAUAGACUGGGCCUGGGGUAUCAUUAUGAUCAUGAUCAAAGCCCAUAAAGUAGCCAGUGGAGUUGUUAACAAAAGGAAAUGAGGCAACAAAAUACUUUUCUAGUCUCAUCUGGAUAAGGAUGAGAUAACAUGUGAGACUGUGAUAAAAGAGACCAAGUGUGCACAUUUCACUGCACACUGUUAUCGAAUCAGUGCUUUAUUUCUAUAGGCUGCACACCAAGGCUUAAGAGAUACUGAACAAAUAUAGAAUUGUACGUGUUGCAGAUGUGUAAAUAAAUCAACUCCAAUUCAGGUAAUGUUUAAAUGUCUACUGGAAAGUUAGUGUCUAGGGCAUCCUGCAGAGUUAAACUAUCACUUCUAAUCCCCCAAAAAUGCAGACUUUGACUGUAGCGUAACAUGAAAAAGUUGUUUGGAAUUACUCUGUGGAUUGUCUUUUUAAGAGACCACAAAGAAGAGAUUUUCAGGAUCAAAGCAAAUGACAAAACAAUAAGGGUUUUAUUUAUAUAUGUAUAAAUACAUUGGUUAGAAAAGUUUCAUGUUUGGUGUAGUUAUUAGUAGGCACUUUAUAAUACCUUGUUGGCAUGCUUUAUGAAAAUACAGUAGAUGCUUUAGUAUUUUAUAAUACCUUGUAUCACAAUUAUAGAUGCAUUCUUUAAUUGUUAUUUGUUAAAGAUUCUAAAAUGUGUUACUAUUAAUGAGCAUGCUAUUUCCAUUUUAUAGCUAAGAAACAUUUAUAGCACUGUAAGUCAAACUGAAUGUACCAUUGAAUCUGCAGGGCAUUCCUUUUAACAAACUGUUUCCUUUUUGAAGAAUAUUAUUUCUUUAAAUAUUUCGUGAAUCAAAGCCUUUCACAUCAAAAUUUUAGAACUUGCUUCCAAAAAAGACAAACAUUGAAAAUUUUAUUUAAUAUCACAAAUAAUGAUGUAACAGGUGGCAGCACUUAUACCAUGUGCUUUUAUGUGCCAACAGCCUAUAUAUGUGCAGACGGAUUGUUCUUCAGAACAAAGCAACAUGUUAAAAAUAAACCAACACAUGUCCUUAAUACCCAGCUGCCAAGCAGGUGUAUUAGAAUUUGGUUUCUAUUAGAACAAACUUAAUGGAAGACUGCUUACUUUUGUCAUUCUUUUGUAUUGAAAUUGCUGUUUCUGAACUAUGAACAUUUUAAUUUAAAAAAUUCAAUGCUAAGUUUUUAGUGUUUUAGGUCAGCUUCCCACCUUUGUGUUUAUUAGCAUAUUUGAAGAUAUGAAAAUGUGAAGAAGGAUUGCUCCACCACUGAAAAUAUUCAUAUACAGUAAAAAAAAACAAAUUUUACUUUUACAUCUCUUCUUCUGAACUGAAUAUGAUCAAGCACAUUUGCAAACAGCUAUAAAACAUCAAUCUUUUAUAUAAAGGUUUUUAUAUUCAAGUGUUUUUCUGUUCUAUAUAUUUUUGGGUAAAUGUACCUUAUGGUAUUAGAGAUAAUGUCAAUUUUGUUGUUAAUUUGAUUACUGUUAUUGUAUUCCAUAUUUUACAUUGCCAUAAUGUAUACACUAUAAUAUUCAGUACAAGAUGCACAUUUUCAGUUUGCAUAGUUAAAAAAAGUCAGUAUUUCAAAAAUGUAAUCAAAAUGCCCAUGGUUUAUUUGCUGUUUUAAAAUGAAUGACGAUAUGUAUAAAAGGUCUUGAAAUGCUGCUUACCUGUAUAUGCAUAUAUGUUUUUUUCAGUUUUGUGUUAAAUCUCAGAGGCCCUAUCAUUAUUACUAAAGUACAAGAAAAUAUGAUGAUAAUUGUACAGAAUACAAAUAGUUUUAUUUUCUAAUUUGAAUCUGUAUUUGCUUUUUUAUCAGGACUAGUUUAUAUGUUAUUUUCAGAAUGUUCUAUUUAAAGUCUUCCCAUUGUAAACGUUUUGAUUAUAGUGUAUAUAAUUUUAAUACAGUAUUUUCAAUCAAUCCAUACUCAGAUCCGCACAUAACAGAGAAACAUUUUUUGAAUGUUUUAAAAAAAAACCUUACCUUUUUUUGCUGAAUAGUCUGUAAGAUUGGUGCCUCUGCAUCACAUAAUGUGUAAUAUAAUAUUUAACCCAGAUUUCCAUCAUGAUGAAACUGCCUUUACAGUGAAUAUGUUUGUGUUAUUUUUUGUAUUAUAAGUAUUAAUAAAUUCUACAAAGAUUAUCAUAAUUUAAAGUUGUAAAAAUGAGUGGGCUGAUAAAAUAAAAUAUUAUAUUAUUAUUAU
Lepisosteus oculatus (spotted gar) is the source of this 4494-nucleotide messenger RNA. It is a transcript of the gene sema3c, whose product is annotated as sema domain, immunoglobulin domain (Ig), short basic domain, secreted, (semaphorin) 3C. Gene Ontology annotation, biological process: positive regulation of cell migration; neural crest cell migration; negative regulation of axon extension involved in axon guidance. NCBI's taxonomy places the organism in Eukaryota, Metazoa, Chordata, Actinopteri, Semionotiformes, Lepisosteidae. Gene Ontology annotation, cellular component: plasma membrane. The record is from RefSeq and is a predicted model, not a curated record. Gene Ontology annotation, molecular function: semaphorin receptor binding; chemorepellent activity.